CGCCGAAUAACGCCGUCCGGCCGGCAGACUCAGUGUUUUUGUAGCUGGUACAGCUGCUGCUGCUGCUGCUGCUGCUUGCUUCGAGGAAUCGACCUAUACGGACAUAUCAUGGCGUCCUCGAACAUUGACGCACUGCCAUACUUUGACAAGCAGUUAGAGGCACCAGGUGCAAAGAGCUCUGCUCAGGCUUUGAUUGAAGCAGAGCUUCGGAACACACCACAAAUCUCGCUUGAUGAUCCCAGGUUACCGGCGGAAGUAAAGAUCUUCGCGAAAUCUGAAUCCCUGUCCGAAUUACUGGAUGGAUAUGCGACGAACCCCAUAAGGGGAAUCGAUACGUCAAAGUACGGUGUUCCGCAAGUCACAGAGGGGUCUAGUAUAGAUGAGCUCGUAGAGGCGGAGCGGAGAGGAAGGAUAGGAGAGGGGCAUAUGGCUGUUAGGAUUGAGAAUGCCGAUCUUCUCUCCACCUACGGUCCGAACGCAUGGUUGAUUCGCAACUAUCAACUCAACUCUCAACUGACUGAACUCCAAUCAACCCUCGAGGCGCUCAAGGAGAAAGUGACGGAAGUAAACAGGAGUAGAAGAGUCUUCCAAGAGGAUACAGGAACGCACCUCACUCGUCUGGAGGGUCGGUGGCAGGACUUGGUGGGAAGCACGGUCCAACUGGAAGUGGCUUGUAAAGCUAUGGAGGGGCAAGUCAAGACUUUGAGGCGGAAAGAGGAGGAUCUGAAGAAGGAAGUUCAACAGUUGGAAGAUAUAGAGAAGUUAUGAAGAGGGAGGGGCAACAGAAGAAAGAGAUUGCUCUCCCCUAGACUCGCGUUGACGACACGG
Messenger RNA from Kockovaella imperatae, 828 nucleotides. Its product is annotated as Pre-mRNA-splicing factor SPF27. The transcript has 4 exons. The record is from RefSeq and is a predicted model, not a curated record. Lineage: Eukaryota; Fungi; Basidiomycota; Tremellomycetes; Tremellales; Cuniculitremaceae. Gene Ontology annotation, biological process: mRNA processing. The coding region runs from base 109 to 768 and encodes 219 amino acids. Gene Ontology annotation, cellular component: Prp19 complex; catalytic step 2 spliceosome; precatalytic spliceosome.